This is a messenger RNA of Oppia nitens, 774 nucleotides long. Its product is annotated as neuronal calcium sensor 1-like. The record is from RefSeq and is a predicted model, not a curated record. Lineage: Eukaryota; Metazoa; Arthropoda; Arachnida; Sarcoptiformes; Oppiidae. Bases 83 to 742 code for a protein of 219 amino acids. Gene Ontology annotation, molecular function: calcium ion binding. The transcript is spliced from 6 exons.
ACAUAUAUACAGAAUAUAUACACAACUCUUUAUUUUCGUAUAUGAAAACUAUGGACUUAAUAUUUGUGGCAAUAAUCGGAGUAUGCUUUUGGUAAUUAUGGGUAACUUUCAGCUAAAAGGCAACUCCGAUGGCGUCAACUUCAAAGAGUUGGCGUCCACUACACCGUUUUCAAGCAAACAGCUCAAGGAAUGGUACUCCGAGUUUAUCCACGAGUGUCCCAAUGGAGAGAUGGAUAAAAAGACAUUUAUGGACAACUUUGGUGAACACUUUUUCCCGGCCGACGGAAAUACUGUCAAAUUGGCUGAAUAUGUGUUCAAACGAUUUGAUACAAAUCAAGAUGGAUCCAUUAGUUUUGCUGAAUUUAUAAAUGCAGUUUCAAUCCCUUCUCGUGGAAAUAUAGACGAAAAACUUGAUUGGUGUUUCUCAAUUUACGACAUCGAUGAAGAUGGUUAUAUUACCACCGAUGAGAUGGCAAAUGUGAUUAAAGCUAUUUUCCGACGACGAGGACUACGACUUGAUAUAGACUCUAAAGUCCAAGAGAUUUUCAACAGAAUGGAUAUCAAUAAAGACGGAGUUCUUAGUAAAGAAGAGUUCAUCAAAGGCUUCAAAACGGAUCCAACAAUACUAAGUGCUUUAGUGGCCGAACAGUGCAAUAAUACCGGUGCCGCCGCCGGCGGUGGAGACCUAAAUAAUAGGCCAAACAAUAACCAAACGACAAACAAUUCAUUGCAACCGAAAUAAUAAAUUAAAAAAAAAUAAACUCAACUGUAAAU